AUGCUUCUAUCCACCAGCUCCUCCAUUCUGCACAAUUCUCUUCUCCUUGCUACCUGCAAAUCCACACCAAAAUCAAAAUGGCAGCCUCAGCUUCAUCCAUGAUAUCAACUUCUGCAGCCUUAUCUGCCGCCAUCCAAAAGCACCAUGUUGUGAAGCCCUCCAACGUGUGCUUUCAGGGUCUGAGACCCCUCACAAGGUCCACAGGCUCAGCCAGAGUGAGUACCUCCAAAAGGGUCCCUCGUGGUAAUGGUGUUGUGAAGGCUGAACUCAACUCAGCCCUCGUGAUAAGCCUCAGCACUGGCCUCUCCCUCUUCUUGGGGAGAUUUGUGUUCUUCAACUUCCAAAGGGAGAACGUGGCAAAGCAAGUCCCUGAGCAGAACGGGCUCACACACUUCGAGGCUGGUGACACACGUGCCAAGGAGUAUGUCAGUCUCCUCAAAUCCAAUGACCCUGUUGGAUUCAACAUAGUUGAUGUCUUGGCUUGGGGUUCCAUUGGUCAUGUUGUUGCUUACUACAUCUUGGCCACCACAAGCAAUGGCUAUAAUCCUGCAUUCUUUUAAGUCAUCGCCAUCAUCUUCCAAACUGCUUCUUCCCUUUUAUCUUUAUCAUUUUUCUUUGUAGUUGUAUUGUAAUGUCAUCAUGUAUAGGUUCUCUCUAAGAUGCCAACAAGUUCAGCAUAUUCUAAUUUCGUCACUCUUUUCGGCUGCAAUUUGAUUUGCUAUGAUUAAUGAAAAAUGGAACUUCUCUAUA
This is a messenger RNA of Vigna angularis (adzuki bean), 750 nucleotides long. RefSeq names its product photosystem I reaction center subunit V, chloroplastic. Lineage: Eukaryota; Viridiplantae; Streptophyta; Magnoliopsida; Fabales; Fabaceae. The record is from RefSeq and is a predicted model, not a curated record. The transcript has a single exon. Bases 78 to 560 code for a protein of 160 amino acids. Gene Ontology annotation, cellular component: photosystem I; chloroplast thylakoid membrane. Gene Ontology annotation, biological process: photosynthesis.